Messenger RNA from Phoenix dactylifera (date palm), 3224 nucleotides. RefSeq lists its product as uncharacterized. Gene Ontology annotation, cellular component: mitochondrion. Gene Ontology annotation, biological process: RNA processing; mitochondrion organization. The record is from RefSeq and is a predicted model, not a curated record. Gene Ontology annotation, molecular function: mRNA binding; protein binding. Lineage: Eukaryota; Viridiplantae; Streptophyta; Magnoliopsida; Arecales; Arecaceae.
GCCUAACAACUUCGGCUCGUCUGCCGGCGAAGGCGAACGAUGACCGCACGCCCCUGUCAUUUUAGCCCCUAAAACCCUCACGCCCAUCCCGGCGCUAAACCCUCGUCUUCUCCGCCAGGGGCUUCCCCCCAUGCUGAUAGCAUGGUGGAGAAGAACUCUUCCAGCUAUUGCAACUAGCCUUCCUUCUUCGAGGAAUCGAAACCUGUCCCUCCCAUUGCCCGCCGCUCCCCUCGGCCCCGUGCUGUCCGCCACUGAAGACCGGAUUAAAUCUUUCUUGAAAUCCGGAAUGAUCGACGACGCCGUCUCCCUCCUAACCCGAGCCCCCGAAACGAGCUCGAAACCGUCCUCUGUUCUCUGCUUCAACCUCGUACUAUCUUCUCUGACGCGAGCUCGUAGAUUCGAGUCCACGGUCUCCCUCUACCACUCCAUGCGCCGCUCCGGCGUGCCUCCGGACGUCGUCACCCUUAACAUCCUCAUCAACUGCUACUGUGAGUGGGGCCAUUUGGAUCUUGCGCGCCAGGUGUUCGACGAAAUAAGGUUCUGGUCUUACUCCCCGAAUGCAAUCUCUUGUAAUACUCUGAUCAAGGGCUAUUGCAGAAAAGGUAGGAUCUUUGAUGCGUUUGAUGUUCUACGUGAGAUGAGGGAGAAGGGGCCCAGCCCUGACAGCAGAACCUACUCGAUUUUGAUUGAUUUGGUUUGCAGUAAUUCGAAUUCGGAAUUGGGCAUGCGUUUGAUUUCUGAAAUGCUGAGAAUUGGAUUGGUUCCGAGUGAGAUUGCUUACAAUUGUGUCUUGGCUGGGCUUUGUAGCGAAGGGAAGAUGAAGUUGGCGAUGAUGCUCUAUACUAGGAUUGUCAAAAUGGGAGUUAAGGGAAAUGUGGUAACAUAUACUGGUUUUAUAAAUGGAUUGUGUCAGGAGAGGAGGCUAGUUGAAGCAAAAUUGCUUUUUGAUGAAAUGCUGGAGACGGGCUUCUCUCCAAAUGUCAUAACUUACACUGCUCUGAUUCAUGGACUAUGUGAGUAUGGUCAGCUGGAAGAGGCCAUGGGAAUGAUCGAAGAGAUGAUUUGUCGUGGUUGCAGUCCGAAUGUAGUUACAUACACAGGAGUCAUGGGUGGACUUUGUAAAGAGGGUAUGGUAGAAGAGGCGUUGAGGCUUUUAGAUGUGAUGACCCAAAAAGGGGUAGACCCUAAUGAAUUCACAUACUGUACUCUACUAAAUGGGUUAUGUAAAAGAGGGCGAAUUGAGGAAGCAAUCAGAUUCUUUAGCCAAAUGGAAGAGAGAGGAUUCGGGGAUAAUGUUGUUGCUUAUAAUAUUUUGAUCUGCGGAUUUUGCAAAAUGGGUAAUAUGGAGGAAGCCAGGAAGCUUCUCCAGGAUAUGAAAAGGAAAGGGACCAAGCCUGAUGUCAUCACGUAUAACACCUUGAUGGAUGGGUACUGUAAGAUUGGGAAAAUUGAGGCUGCACAUGAUUUAUUAAGUGACAUGGAAAGGCAGUGUUUAAGGCCAAACGUGGUGAGUUAUAAUACUUUAAUGGCUGGUUUUUGCAAGGUGGGUGAUCUUGAGCGUGCUGCAAAUUUGGUGGAAGAGAUGGCUGGUAAAGGAGUGGAGCUUGAUGUUGUAAGUUAUAGUAUACUUUCAGAUGGAAUGUGUAAGGCUGGCAGGUACCAAGAUACAGAGAAUUUGCUGCAUCAUAUGGCUGAGAAUGAGAUAGAACCUGAUGCUAUGAUGUAUUCAUGUAUACUUAAUGCAUACUGUAAAAAUAUGCGCUUGCAGGAAGCCAAAAGUAUUAUUAGAAGGAUGACAGAAAAGGGGCAUCAGACAAAUAUAGUAAUCCAUAAUGCUAUUCUGCAGGGCUUUUGCAUCAAAGGUGAGAUUAAGGAAGCAAUUAGGGUGCUCAAUGAAAUAAUUUUGAAUGACAUCGCUCCAUCUACUGUUAUGGUUUCUCUUUUUCUAGAGUAUAUUUGUAGGUUCGGUCAGCUAGAUAAGUUCUUAGACUUGCUGCCAGUCAUGCCUGAUAAGGAUGGGGAUUGAUGCCGUGAUGAGUCUGCAAGUGUUUUACAAUUCAAAUGCCUGUGGCAACUAUGAGUUUGGAACAUAACAACCAGAUACUAUGAGCACUCCCUCUUUGAGAUCUCCUUUGUCAGAAGUAGUAUAGUAAGGCAAGAGUUGAUAUGUUGAGAAUCUGAUUUCUGCAACAUCUUCCAGCUGCUUCACAGUUUGCAAGAUGAAAGGACAUAUUAUCUCAAGAAGCAAUUAUGUUGUCGAAGCAUUAUUUGCAUGCCUCUUUCCAUCCUGCAACUAAUUUGGGUAAAGUAAACCAUUUACCUACCUGAGAAAUGAGGAGAUGCUACAUUUGCUGGUUGCCCAUUUAUAAAAGACACAGCUGUUUUACUUGGUCUUUCUUAGGAUUGUGGAAGAGAAAUCUCAAAGAUGUUGACAUGUAUGUGAAUUGUGACAACACCUAACAAGAGAUGUCUCUCAAGGGCGUAAUUUUUGAGGUCAACUUUUGGCAUUAUAUGCAAGAGAAUUGAAUCUAUAACCAUGCACACUUCUUAUUUUUGUUGUGUACGGUUCAAGACUUGCCUACUUUGGGUCAAGAUUCACAGUGGGUUUGGUUGCUGUUAUGGUGUGCUGCUUCAUUUUGAAAUGAAUUGAUCCACACUAUCAGAGAUUGCAGCAGGCACAGCCAAACCACUAGCAUCCUCCACCACCACCAUGACCUGCUCCUUGUUCCUUUGGGUGAGAGGGGGUCAGCUAUGAAGUGCAACCCUAUAAGAGUUCUCCAGAAAGGAUCAAGCAACAUAUUAUAGCUGGCUGUCAGGCCAAAUCAUCCACCAGAAUCAUUGGGAACUCGGAACUCCUCUGGACGACUCUUACAUAUUAACAUGCUACUGAUACGGGAGGUGACAGCAUGGCGCUGGAGUUGAUUUGCGCAAAAGAAAUGCAUCUACCCCCGCCCCAAGAGUGCACAGGAGGUGUCUGCAUUCAUACCCAAUUCCUGCAUGAGAGCUUUCAACUCACUGCAAACAGACUGCUGCUAAUUUUUUUUUAUCCAGAUACAUGAAAGAGAACUCAGAUUUUAACCAAUCAGGCUCACUGCUUCCUUGAAUCUUAAAAUUCUUGUCUUUCUAGCCUGGAUGACUAUGCUUGUGUAACUCCUUUUUGAAUUGGUGACAUGGAUGACUAUGAUUCCUUGAAUCAAACAAAUAUGGUUCUUAUUUCUUCCGCA